AGUGCACACUGUGUCACGAAGACUCUCUCUCUCUCUGAUCGCACAACUGCAGCGCUUCUUCAACGCAAAUUUUUGCAACGCUUGUUUUCUCUUUCUCUUUCUCUCAGCAGAGCAUAUAGAUAUUAUUGAUACUGCUGUUGCUAUGACUACUUAGAUUUUGUUUUUACAGUACAUUUCCCACUACCACCACCGCACGAUUAGAUUCCAUCCGAUAGAUCAGCGAAGACCGUUCCACUUAUUGUGUCUCCCUUCACCAAAUCUAUAUUACAUUUCUUUUGCACCUCACGCUGAGACUAAGGCGGCGAUGCUCUUUGUGGAGCCGGAGGUGGAUUGCUUCCGGUUGCAUCUGCGCGACUUGCGCAUCCCCGUCGCCGUCUUGGAACAGAAGCCCGAUGCAAUCGCCGCAGGCGCUAGUUGCGCAGCCACGGCUGCGGCCACAGAAGCACCCUCUGCUUCGCAGUCUGCCUGCGUCACUGUAGAGCCUGGCCAGCAGAAAACGCGUCUCCCUGUAUACAGCGCGGAGCGUGGUUCUGGAGAGCCAGGAAGCGGCUCGCUCGACGCCGUCUCUCCCGUGUCUGCGUCUCCGUCACCGUCAAAUAGGCCGUCCGCUACCGUCUCAGCCUCCACGCGUGCAAGCGCCACUUCCACAACGAACCCGCGGUCCUCCCUGGCCCAAGUCGCCCUCGACGAGCGCGCGGACGCCCUUCAUCGCGCGCUCUUGUCCUCCCUGUUCUCCCGCUUCCCAUACGAGCUGCCCGACACACUCGAGUACGUCUACGUGCUCGUCGUGACCCACCCCGCUGCCCCGUCCAUCUCAACCCAGCCUCUCACCGCCGAGGAGCUAGCGGGUUUGACGACGCACCACGACCUCCUGCCGGCGGAGCUGCGCUGUCGCACUUUCCCAUCUCAUUUAAACGCUGUCCUGGACCCCGCGUGGACUGCGGCGGUGGCCGCGGUCUCAGAGACUGGGUUCAUACCCGCAUCAGGAGCAGCAGCAGCAGCAACAACGGCAUCGGCAACUUCACCGGCAGAGCAACAACGGCCCUCCAUUCGCGUCACCGACGAUACCGCGAAGAUGCGGCAGGACGAAGCAAAGCGCAGCGCCGACACGGCGGCGGCGGAGGUGCUGCGUAAUGUGCCAAUGGCACCUCGCUUUUUCGACUCUUUCUUCCUGCUGGCACGAGAGCUGCGGCCCUCACAACAAGCCCUGUACUACGCGACGCGGUGCGGAGGGCAGGCCGUGGAAGGAAGCAGGCCACGGCCACCACCGGCGCCACCUUCCGCUCCAGAGAACCCCAGCACCUCGCCCUCAGCGGCGACGGACAAGAAAGCGGCAGCGGUCGAGAACUUUCGUGUCAUUCAGGGAAAUUUUACUCAUUUUGUUCCAGCCAAUGUGGAGACAUCCGCUGCCACCGACUCCGCGCUCGCCACAGCUGCACGUCGAAUGAGCCGCGGGAGUGGCGGCUACCGUCGCGUCGCAGGGGAAAGUGAGACCUAUUACAUCGCCCCCGACAAGGGCCGCUCCAGCAACGCGAAGACAGCUGCUGCUACGACCCCCAAUGCUACGAGCUCCACUACUACGAUGAAUGCCACAGACCUUCGCGCGUUGCACUUCUCCGUCUACCGCAUCCCUCUCACUCGUUUGAAGGCCGAGGAUCAGCAGUACUACACGGAGCAGCGGGAGGAGAUGCGCUGGCGGCAGCGACGGCAGUGCCGCGCGAGUUACCGCUCGCAGCGGAGAGAACAAAAGCGAUGCGAUGCGAGGAAUGAGGUAGCUUCAACGACGUGCACCGACACGGCACGACGAUCUUGGUGGCCGUUCUCGAAGAAGGGGGCGGAAGCCUCUGCAACAGUUCGGGAAGAGCAAGGAAUCUCGACCUGCACCGCUAACCCAAUAAACGAAACCAGCGGUGAAAAGAGAAGCACCAGCACUAGCACCAGCAGCAGCAGCUCUGGUUGUGAUAGCAGCUGCGGCUCGUCCUCAGACGGCGAAGACGAGAUGGGGAAGGGUCAAGUCGGCGGUACCACAAAUUCACGGCAGCGGGGUCACGACUUCGAUGACGUCAUGCAUCAGCUGUUUCAAAAUGAGGUCCACGCAGCCUCGAACACCUCAGCGGGGGCGGAGUACAGCACCCCGGAGGAGCAACGGAGGGCCACGCAGUUUUUUGACGCAUGCCACAAAGUGCUCACGAAUUACGCACUGGCGCACUCGUCUUUUGUGUCCGAGGAGGAAACGGCAGCCACGUCUUCUACGCCGACUUUAGAGACAGUCACACCACCAGCUGCAAAGCGAAGCGCGAGAGGUGCUCCUUCUCCCAUUAGACCGUUUCCUGGUGUGUCGUUUCUCGGCGUCACGCGUCUGCUCUACUCCUUGGCUCCUUGCGACUGCUACCACCUCGUCAUGAAGGACAACAACCCCCUCUACUACGCGCACUCCAGUCGCGCCUCCUAUCAACCCCAGACGGUACCGCUGUGUCUGGUGUCCGACCUAGCACACGACUCCACCACCACCACCGCCGGGAACGGUAGAAGCAGCAGCAGCCGUUCACCGCGGGCAACCGCAAUCGCGCGCAUUACGGCCAGCAACGCGCCGCAUCGCGCGACAGAGCUACGAUGUAGCGCUGGUGCAGCGACUUCUGCCUCCUCGCAAGACAGCAAGGACGGCACAAGGAAAACGAUGGCGGCGGCUGAAGCCCCGGACGCGGGGCGGGCAUCACCCGCUCCUGACAUCUCUGGUAAUGUUUUGUGGCUGAACGAGCCCGCAGCUCCUCCGUUGCCGACUGAACGGCACGGCGGCGCUGAAAGCACUGCGCCGGAGCACGCCAACGCACCUCCUCGACCACCUCAAACAACGCAAUCUCCACGAGGGAGCGCAGGCCGAGAAGCCCUGCGCUUGCCACAAGCCAAUGCUCGGAUGGAGGACGGACUCGUACGGUCUCGCCAGCCUUCCCGUGCACCAUCACCGGAGAGACCUGACGGCUCUCGACGCACCUCUGCACUGGCUGCGCAGGCGAGUCCGACGGCAUUCGGAACUCAGCAACGCAAUUCCGCGACCGCACCUGCCUCCUCUUCGCCUUGCACAAGCGGAUUUCUGCGUGUGACAGCGUCGCUGCUGAGCAAUAGCAUAUCUGGCAAUCCGCGGCGGAGUGAAGACGGUCUCGCCGCGAAGGGCGCCCGCGUCCCAGACUUCCUCCUGCCCGACGCGGCCCAGAAAAGAGGCGGGCGGGGCGGGGCGCUGGCAGAGUCGGCGCCUACGGUGGCAAGUCGUGCGUCUGCCGAGUCAUCUUCUGACGGCGCCGCGUCGACGUCCGCCGCCGUCGUGAACCUCUUCCGCGCCCUCUCCGAAUCCUCCCUGGCGCAGCACAAACUGCGCUACGGUGCUAUCCGGUCGGUGCUAUCCGUUGCGGUACUGGACAGUUCCCAUUACCUUUCCGGAGCCUUCUCAGACGGCUUCACGGUGAGUGGCGUGGAGGGAGCCGGGGCACAACGCUACGGCACGCGUGAGGCGACACAGAUGCGGGAGAGCGAGCGGUACUGCUGCCGCGGCCUGGUCGAUCACACGUGGCUGUCCGUGCCCGUCCAGCGUACACCGGCAGAGCAAGAGGCAAUUCAGUGGAUGCCCGUCAUGCUCGGGUCUACGGAGUGCGUGAGUGACGUAGGACUGCGCACCGCGGUGCAUUUGGGUGUCUUCCCGCAAAGCACAUCUGAUGCCUCUUUGAAGAAUUACGGUGAGGGAAGUGAUGUUCCUAUGCACAAGGGCGAGGACUGGAAAGGAGGUGUGUGGCCCACACGCGAAGGCGCCUUUUCCUCGUUGACACCGUCGGCUACGGUCACUCAUACACAAGCUGAAGCGGCAGAAAAGGGGAAAGCUGAAGUUGCUGCUGCUGUUCCAGUAACGUCCGCUUUGCACACGCAGCCCUAUGCACAACCGCUUCAAUCUCGUGCGGUGAACAGCGCAGCAGUAACGACAAGCGGAACAGCAAUGGUACCACCUCUCUUACCGCAGCAGCAGCAGCAAUUAGCGGCGAAAGAAAACCAAUGCGUCUCCGCGGCUGUAGACGAGUGGAGAAGUACUGCAGGGACCAAGUUAAAAGAUCCCGACGGCUAUGCUGUUCCAACCUCCAACGCAGCGCGCCGAGGCGGCCUCAGCCUUGAGUUUGGCCUCGUCCAAACACCACAAUCUGGCACGGGACUCCCGGCAAAAGCAGUCUCAACGCCUCAGCAGUCUACCGAGAGUGAACUCGGCGCCGCAGCGGCGCCGCAGCGGUACCGCACCGCAGUCUCCGCCGACGCGGCGUCGCAGCCGGACACUCGCCCGUCGUCGCCGUACUUCUCAAACGGCGCAUUUGGGUUUGCAGCUUCCGCUGCUCAUCGGCCUGCAGCUUUUUCGUCUGUGGAAACGCGAAUCGGUAACUCGGAAAUGCAGGAGGAGGUGGUGAGAGAUGUAGCGGUGGACGUGGAAGAGAAUGAAGAAGCACCGCAUGCGGCUGUGCGGUCGGUGCGCUCCGCACGCGGUGGGGUCGCGAUGACGUUCGACGUGGACAGCGCCUCGACAGGUGGAUCGAAGGCGUCGCCUGCCACUCCCGCCACGGUGACCGCGCGGGUGUCUACCGGUCCGCUUCUCCGUCGCGACACAGCAGUAGAAAAUCCGUUUACAAAGCUGUGCGCGACUGCAGAACUGACGGAUAGUAACCUCUACGCGGGCUGCACAAGCAGCCGGGGAGUUCGGCGUGUAUUUUGUACCGCCGGCGAUCGCCCUAGCGCUGACGGGAUCGGUGCUGCUGCCACCCCUGAAAGGGAGACGACGCAGCAGGGCCGCAAAGCGAUCCGCUGGCCAGACACGCCGCUGCCCAAGAUCGCCUCCUUCACCGCGGCCGCUGCUGCGUCCACCCGUGCUGGCCCAAGACCACACCACCCCGUCUCGCCGACCUCUCCCUCCGCACGGCGCGGAUGCCAGGAGCAAAGUCCACGUCCGCGGGCGUGGAGUACGGACAUGCGAAGAGAUCGUGUCGAAGCGAUCGAAAUGGAGGAGGAAGAGGAGGGCUACGACGACAAUGGUGCGGAAGAGUUCAUCUCGAGUUGCUCUGGUGAAGACGUGCUUGGCACCCAUAAUCCUCGGAGUAUGAACAGCAACGAAGAGGACGAAGAAGGGAAGCAUCAACACGAGGUCGUGGAUCGGCAGGUCUCUGGUGUGCCGCGACCCUUCAUGUGGUCAACGUUGGCCAAGCCCGCCACUGCGUCUGCGCAAAACCCUUUUCUGGUGUGGACGCAAGGCCCUCCCGCCGCGGCGCACACCCCACCACGUUCGCCGCGGCUGCCUGCGUGUUUCUCCACCCUGAAAACUCCAGCCCCCGCGUCUUCGUCACGGCAACAACUCCCGCCGAAAGAGACGUUCUUUGAUGAACCUCCGACGAACGUGGCGCCGUCUCCGCACACGCUGACGCCAGCGCCGCGCCUUGCGGUACACCUCACACCCUUUGAUCAGCCCGCCGCAGCAACAGCGACGACAAGAUCAAUAGAUGCGGGCCUUUCUUCGCGAUGGCGGCAGUCUGCACAGCAGAACGCAGCGGCAACGGCGAAUUCGGUGAACCUGUCGAGGAGCACCGCCUUCCCUGCCGAUCAGCGAAGUGCGCCGUUCAGCGGCGUUGCCGACUCGCCGUCUGUCUUGAACUUCUCCGUGUCUGCCAUCUCGCCCAGCAGCAGCGCGAAGGACAGGUCACAGAACGCGUGGGGCGAAGUCUCCGCGCAGCAGCGCAGCGCGCCGCCACCGUUUCCGGCCACCACGGCAGCCCUUGACGAGCACGAGUGUUUUGACUCACCCGAGGGGCGGCCGGGUCGGGGUGCCGUCGGACAGCGUCCCACACACGGGUUCGGCAGCAGCGACGUGCCCAGAGAGCCGUCCGAGUACGUUGAAAACAUGCGGGGCUCGUCACGACCGACUGCAUAUACGAACAAGGCAGCCAAUCCAUGGUGUGCCUCGACACGCUCACAGCAGCAGCAGCAACUGGAACCGCAUCAGCGGUCUUCCUUUCACGCCACUCCUUUCGGUCGGUCGGCGACAACUCUCCGCACCGCGGCUGCCACCGGAAAUGAUGCCAGGCCCACACAAGACCCAGUCGCUCCCCCGUCGGCACCACAGGGAACCCCAGUGCGGAACACACUUGGUAUUGGGCGUCUCUCCUUCUCCUACUCGUCCCCACUCCCCGCUGUGCGCCCCGGGGCCCCGGCGCAAAAUCCCACCGCAGCAGCUGCACUAGCUCGCAGCCCCAGCCAAACCCUUUUCAUAGACGAGUACGACGACGCUGCGGCGAAGGCAAACACUGUAACACGUGCGGCUGGCGUGCGGAGUCGUGUACGACCGCGCGGGGUGUCCGCGAUGGACGCGACGUGGUGGCAGCCGGUGCGCGAGCUGUCCUCUGCGCCGAACCUACGCUUCUCCUCCACGUGGGUGCCUGGUCGCCAAACCUCCACGGCAGCGGCAGCAGCAACGCCUUACAAAACAAACCACACAGGGGCAACUUCGCGUAGCAGCAUGAACGUGCGACUCUCCACCUCCACCGAUCAGCCCUACCACCUAAGUAGAGCAGAGCAUCAAGACGAGGCAGCACAGCCGACCACGGAUGUCUACAACAUUCCUCGAGAGACGCUUGUGCGACCUACCUGCAGCCUGCGUCCUUUUUCGGGGUCAUGCGUGACAGAGCGGCUCUCCUUGCGCACGGAGCACGAGUACGACAAUGAGUCGCGGGACUACCUAUGUCGCACUGACGAGCCCUACGUAACGAGGCUCUCGCUUUCUCCACUGCAGAGUCGCCUUCAGGACCAAGCAGCGUCUACGCUGCGCCGAGCCCGCAGCCCCGGCACGGCACGGGCCACCGCCGUGCUCGGCCGCCGUCCCCCGCUCGCGCCAAGCUCGCUGACACACCGCGCCGGGUACACGUCGGGACAUCGAUACGGCGCCGCAGCGGGCGCGGCGCGUACACCUUGGUUUCGCGCAUACGGCGCCGCCGCCGGCAGGGAUGAGUCGGAGCGGCGACGACGCGAGCUGCAGCGUCAACAGCGUCUCAACGACUACCAACAGAACUUGCAAGCGACUUACAUGUGCGGGCCGGUGCCGAAGCGUUUCUGUUUUGAGAAGCCGCCGCUGCACCCAGCCGGUGCAACACGUGGUCCGCGCGGAGCGACGGUGGGAGGUGGGAUACAGGUCCUGCGGCACGACCUCGACGAUGCGGCUGCAAGUCGAGACGUGAUAGGGAGGGGCGGUGGCACACGGCUAAGGUUUACCCCCCACGCAACGGCCGAUGUCACCACUGAAGUCUCUCAACGUGAGGGCGGUGCUCCGUUGCCAUUGUCAACAGCCGUAUGGAGACCUCGCACGACGGCCCUUCCGCCUUGCCUUUUGCCGCGGGCUGCUCCUCGCAGCGAUGAAAGGACAGCUAUGUCCGCCGUCAUCGACAACCCACUCAGCGAGGCCGCGCGUGCCUUCAGUCUCGGUGUGCACCCUUCUUCGUUGGUGAGCAACGGAAGCGGUCGGUCACCGAGGCCACCACCGCUAUCAAACGGAGCUCCCUCUCUUCUGCGCGAAAGCUGUGGCGCUGGCGACGCGGCACGGCGGGCGGAGGUGCGUCUGCGCGAGCCGGCCGAGCAGCAGGCAUGUCUGCACGCACGCGAACAGAUGGAGAAGCUCGCCGACGGAGAAGCCGCCGUCCGACUUGCGAGCGGGGUCAACGUGAGCUUUACGCUGCGUGACAUCGCGACCGUGUUUCUGCGCCUGCCUAACACAGCCGUACGUGGAGCUCGCCAGCCAGGCCGCGCCGCGCACCAGCGCGUCGAAGAUACCGAUAAUGGAGGAGGAUUAGAGGUGUUAGAUAUUACUAAGGCGGUCUGGCGCACGGAGGGGGUGUCGUGCUUCCUUUCCCGCAAACCGACGCAACUGCGCGGGGGCUGGGAGAGCUACCUGGAGCGCAUUAACCUUUACCAAGAGCCGUUCUACCUGCGGGAGCAGGCGUUCAUCUUGCUGCUCCCCGUGCCGCACGUGCCGGAGCUGAAGGUGUGCGUCGCCAUCCACAACAUCAAUGACGUACUGGCGCUGCUGUGCCAGACGCCGCUGUCGCGUGUGGUACCGACGACGGAGGAGUUGUGGAUGCAGCAGCGGCGCUACGGGUGGGGCGACGAUGCGGAGGAUGAGGAUGCACAGGGAAAGCGCUUGGAAAAGAAUUCGCCACCCACGGUGGUGGUCGAGGAGCGGCGCUGGUUUUUUGGCCUCUUUACCACACGUCGAAUCCUCCAACCAAAGGGAAAUCCAGCAAACACGAAGAGCAGCGCUGCUUUGUCCGCCGAAGUGCAGCGGCAACAGCCUCCCUCCCCCGACGGAGAGGAGGGGGACGACGCUACGCGACGUGCCAGGUGUCGGGCGCUGCGGCGGCAGUAUCAACUUGAUGGCUUGUGUGUGACGUGGCGGCACAGGGCGCGCAUUUGGUACGCCCUCUUCCAAGCUGGUCGAGCGUGCUUGGCACUUCCAGCCUGCACAUCGCCCUACUUGACGGACCCGGAAGCUUGUAAAGCGCGGUGUGCGCUGUUGUGCGAUCGCGUGGCGGCCUACGCCGCGGUGCGCUAUCGGCUGGAAACGCUGAAAGCCAUUCGUCGGGCGUAUGUGGAGCGUCGUGCCGAGGAGCUAUCGCGGCAGCGCGUGCUGAAGUUGGGUGACGCGCCGUACCGGAGGCACAACGUACGGCUGGGCGAAGGCUCAGGUGGGUACGGCGUUGGUGGUGUGCGCCAUGCAGAUGUAGCGCAGCAGCCCUACGCCUCCGCCUCUUCAGCGAAGCCAGGCGGUGUGGCCUUCACGGUAGAUGUAACACCACCACCGUCGUCUACCUGGACUGAACUGCACGGUAGCAGAACCAAAUUACCAGCGACGGCCGUCGCUGCCUCCUCUACCGCUAACGGAGACCGAUAUGAGGCUUCAGAAGAACAGCGGCGCAACGGAGACGAAGAGGUGCGCCGCGGUCGCGCCGGGACGCCGGCCCCGCUUUCCUCACGCUUUCACUUGUCACCAAACCAACCACUUCACCCCACGCACUCAGCAGCGGUGGAACGGCAGGCACAGGCGCCCUGGGGCACGUCCCGCCACUCUCUCUCACCAAUGCCUCGCCACACUUCUACUACUUCUACUACUAAGCCUUCUGCAGCGCUGCGGACACCGAGCAUUGCGCCUGGUAUGACCCGUGCAAUGCAGCUGCGGUACGAUGCAAACCGCCGCGUCGCACAGGGCGAAGCUCCGGUGGUGUCGUUGCGGCAUGCGCAGUGUCUCUUCCCUUCUACAAGCGGCGGCAACGACCCGUGUGAAGCUGGCUGCCCGCUUUCUUCGCCCUCGCCCGGCCCAGCUGCGUCGACGAUGCACUGGAAUGGAAAGAGAGGCUUCGACGGCGCUGCCGUGCAAAGCAAUGCAGCUGACAGUGCAAUGACGGAAACCCCACCGGUAGCUUCACAGCUCUUUUCACCUUCAACGUCCUCGGUGGCACCGUACGCCAGCAGCACCUCGAUCGCUCCUUCUCGAUUCGCCACCGCGACGCAACAGCAGCGGCAGCAGGAAAGCCGUAGCUUAGCAACAUCAGCAGCAGCAGCAGCAGCAGGGUCAACAUCCGCCGCUCGUCUCGCGUUAAGCGCAGCGGCGGUGUCUGCGGAGAUGGACCUUGUGCUACACGUUGACCGGGACGACACACUCGCCAAGGCCAUUCAGCAUCUAACAGAGUUCUGUGCAGAGUGCAUCGUGCCGCCGCUGACCACCGUGCUCUCCGUCGUGCCCCGUACCGCGCAGCCGGUACGUGGCGCCGGCGCCGGUGUCAUCGACGAGCAAACCGACGCCGCGUCCCCGACUGGUGAUGGCGGCAGCACCUCCACGCCUCUCUACGCAGGUUUUGUGCCGUCUCCGGUGGAGCUGCAGCAGCGGCUGGCGCAGCCCUUCAACCUCUCCAUCGCCCAGGUGCAGCAGCUCCUGCAGUGGCAGUGGGAGCACCACCAGCACGUCUACACGCUGAUGCCUCUCCCCCUCUUCCGCGGCUCUGUCGUGCCGUCCGUGGACUUCGCGCUGUUCGCGUCGUCGUCGUCGUCGUCGGGCCGACAGGGAAGCGACGUCAACGCGCGUCCACGAUUGUCUUCUUCUCCGCCGCUGUCUUACGCCGUAUCCCCGCUGGCGCGUGAGCUUCUUGUGCACCUUGCCCGUUGGUCCUGGCUGCUGCCCAUUUCCUACGACCGCAAUGGGCACAGCGUCCGCAGCAACAAGCACGGCAGUCAUCACUCGCCGUGGGCAGAUCUUUAUGCUUUCUUCUCACGCGCAGCACGGCAGCGCGGCGCGCGUCGGCCUUCCUGGAGGCUGCGUCGCUGGCGGGUCCUUUGCCUCUUGCUGGUUUCUGUCCUCGCUAUUCAGCAUCCCGCACACUGCUUCCGUCUCGCGCUGAGCAUCGCUGUUGUGUACUUCGCCUACAACGGUCUUACGGUAGGCCUUCUCAAACGUCUGCCCUCUCAUCGAAGCCGCAGCGACAGGCGCAACGACGUGUAUACACAAGACGCGGCGAGUCAGCACGAGUGGCGUCCCCGGUUAUUUCUUCUGUUCGGUCCGCACAUCCGUCUUCCGCGAUUGUGGAGCUGUAAUGCAUCCCGACCACAGAAACGACACCAUCGCCGUCACCAUCAUUGCAGCUCGCCUCGCUUCUCAGCCCCUCCCUUUCAAUCCGUGCUUGAGGAUGAAGUCCCUCCGUUACACGAUCGCGUCAGUCUUGUUUACAACCUUUCAGAGUUAACGACACAAAACCUGGUCGAACGUCGGCGCGAGCGUUUCAGCACACAGGCGGUGGUCACCCGCGUGCUGCGGUGCCAGACAUGCGUUGCUGCGUUGCUGAGUCGGAUGCAACUUGCCUUCUACGGCUACUCCACCACGCUGUCCCUUUGGGUGGCGCUGCUCUGCCUCUCCUACCUUCUUCUUUUCGUUGUGUACGUGCGCACCCUGCAGGCACUAGGAUUGGGCGGGGUGAAAGUCUACGGCGGAGCGACGCAUAGCAGCGGAUCGCUCUCCACCCACCAGAGCGGUGUUCUGGGCUCUGUCGCGCACUCCACCGUCGCUUUGUUUCGUCAUCUCUGGACGGCAGAUUUUUCGUUCGCGGCGGAUGGGCCGGCCGGACAAAGGUCCUCGAUCCCCCUUCGGCACAUGUCAGAGGUCGCGUGGCGAGAGGUGUUGGAACCCGUCCGUUUUAUGCUCCUACAGCGAAUGCAGGCGGGUGCGGAGUCGUCUCAACCUGGAGACGAUGAGGCCAGUGGAAGCGGCACCAUGAAUUCAGACGAUCAUGGCGGCAGUGGGCGGGGUCGCCCGUCAUACUUUUAUCAGAAUGGUCGGUAUUACGCCUACGAUGCGGAGCCGCCAGCGACGGCGCUGUCGGGAGCGCCUUCGUCCGUCUUGGUGCCGAGCACCGCCACCGCUGCGUCUCCUGCAUCGUUGUCGGCGCAAAUUGUUCACACUCUGAGCGAUUGGGUGGUGCAAGCUCUCCGCGCUGGGAGCACAGACGAAAUCGCCGUAGCCGACAACGUGCAAGAUACCUCCGUCACGGCUGACCGUCGUGCCAAAGGGAGCACGGUAGAAAAUAUGGGCAGCGCGGGGGCGACAGAGCCGUUGACCAUAAACCAGUCCGCCUCCUACGACACCACACGGCACCAUCGCCCCGCCUCGUUUGCGGCGAGCGCUGAACCAAGUUUGCUUUGGUUUUUUGUUUUUGCCUACUUCGUCACCUUCUGCAUUCCCCGCUCGCCUUUUCGUUGGAUUUGGCGUCGCGUUUGGGGAGUGCUGACGCACGACGAUGCAUUGGUGCGCCGUCCUCUCCUCACGGUAUGA
Molecule: messenger RNA, 11878 nt
Organism: Leptomonas pyrrhocoris
Lineage: Eukaryota; Euglenozoa; Kinetoplastea; Trypanosomatida; Trypanosomatidae
Exons: 1
Coding region: 305-11878 (3857 amino acids)
Source: RefSeq, a predicted model, not a curated record